CUUCAGGCGUCAGCUUUUAAACAGACCCGCGAAAAAAACAGCUGAAACAACCCACAGAAGCCGUCGUAGUUCGACAUGGGUCAAGAAUUUCAUGUUGUCAGGUGCUUCGGCUGUGAGAGCUUUCAAGUYCAACAGGUGAAAAAGGUAAAGAAGUGGACCUGUAAGCUGUGUGGAGAGAAACAGACUCUGCUGAAGGAGUUUGGGCGGGGUUCUGGUUCAGACUGCCGUCGUCACGUCCAGAAGCUGAACGCCGCUAGAGGAGCUCUUGACGAGCAGGAGCGCCGUACCUGCUCCCUAUGGGAGCAGGAGAAGGAGGAGCAGCAGAAGGAGGACCAGGUGAGACAGGUGAAACAGGUGAGUCGCUGGAGCAAGUACCUGAACAGACCUGAGGAGGCGGAGCCAGAAGAACAAAACACACCUGAAGAGCUGGAGUUAGAACAGGAUGCUAGAAAGACUGGUUUGACGGACAGCCUCCAUUUCCAUGACACCAGGAAUGCCAGGAAGCGACACAGAUCAGAAGAAAGCACAGACACCUACCGCCCAUCUGCACAGCCACUACCUCCAGCAGCUCCUGGUCCCAGUGGCUCCUCCAGGUGGGAUUGUUUCCUCCGUGCUGAUGGACAGCAGGAGGAGGAGCCUUCUGUUUGUGGGCGGAGUCAGUCUGGUGCAGCUACGAAGCUCUGUCCCCAGUUUCCUGUUCGCUCCAUGUUUGAGAGCGGCGAGGAGUUCAGCUUUGAUGAUUUUCUUUAAUGUUUACAUUUCUGAUGUUUAGAUUUCUGAUGUUUGUUUACAAGUUUGACACUUCAGACUCAUCUCUUGUUUAAGAGUUUUAUUGACAUAAUUAAAGAUAAAACAAUUAGAAGUAA
Molecule: messenger RNA, 866 nt
Organism: Austrofundulus limnaeus
Lineage: Eukaryota; Metazoa; Chordata; Actinopteri; Cyprinodontiformes; Rivulidae
Gene: mrnip
Product: MRN complex interacting protein
Exons: 7
Coding region: 76-750 (224 amino acids)
Biological process (GO): mitotic G2 DNA damage checkpoint signaling
Cellular component (GO): nucleus
Molecular function (GO): chromatin binding
Source: RefSeq, a predicted model, not a curated record